Molecule: messenger RNA, 2189 nt
Organism: Triplophysa rosa
Lineage: Eukaryota; Metazoa; Chordata; Actinopteri; Cypriniformes; Nemacheilidae
Gene: trim107
Product: tripartite motif containing 107
Exons: 2
Coding region: 348-1805 (485 amino acids)
Source: RefSeq, a predicted model, not a curated record
CGUUGAAGAAAUGUAAGAAACUAUUUGCAAUACUGAAACGUGAUUAUAUUCGUGGGAUUAUUAACGCGCGUGACCUAAAUCUACGUGUUAUACAGUAAUAAACAAACAAUCCGAGUACGUUAACAGUAAACGUAGCAGGAAAACGAAACUCACGCGACCCGAUUACUGCAGCCGUUAUACACCGAGCUGUCUCGAGCUGACUUCAGAUUAGCACAAAAUAAAUGCAUAGCAGAUAUACGUUAGCAUGUAACGUUAGAGGUGGAGAGCUUAGUUUUACUUCGCUAUCUUAGCAAGAGUUGUUUUAUAUAAAUGUCAGACCCCACUCCCAGGUUAAAGAAACAAACAUCAUGGCUCAGGCGUCUUCUGAGAGCUGUCUAGAGUCGGAGCUCAUCUGUCCCAUCUGUCUUCAUAUCUUUCUUGACCCAGUCACACUACCCUGUGGCCACAGUUUCUGUCUGACCUGUUUGGAAACACCCGAGAGGGAUAAAACUUCUCAAGAACUUUGUUGCCCAGUGUGUGGAGAGCAACAUCUCAGCCCAGAGUCCUUACCGAGAAAUAUUAAACUCAAAAACAUUGUUGAGAGCCACAGAGACGGAAUCAUGGUCACAACCAGAGAUGAACAUCAAUGCACUGUAGAAGACAAGGUGAUCAACAAUAGCGAAGGGUCUGUUAGGAAAGAAAACGGAAUAGAUGCUGUUGAUGAAAACUGCGAGUCUUCGGAACAAGACGCUCCUUUGGAGAACGAAUCAAAUGAACGCAGAUCUAGAUUACUUCCAAUAAUGAAAAGUGUACAUGAAAAGCUUGCUGUAGUGGAUGAUCUAGUGACUAUAGAGAAGGAAAGAGAGGCUUCGGUCAAGUCGACACAUGCUAAUUUGAGGAAAGAGGUUGGCAGUUUACUGGAGGAAAUGGUAGAUCUAGUUAAGUCCUACAGUAUUGUUGGUAUGAAGCUUCUGGAGGUCGAGUUGAAGCCCAGAGAAGAUGCUGCACAGAACAGAGUAAAAAUACUAUCAGACAUUCAGCAGCAAUUAAGGACUGCAGAACUCCAUGUCAGUACCCUGAUGAAUGAGAAUGACGACACAUUUUUAAGUGAUGAGAUCCAAAAGAUUGAGACCCAAGUUUCCAGCUUGACUCUGGAGCCAUCUGAGGAAUCUCAAAGUGAAAUGGAGUUAUUCAUCAAUUUAAAAAAAGUUUGCGUGGAAAUGGAACGUCACAAUACUCAACUCCGCCUUGGCCUUGGAUCUGUUCAGCGAGCUUUACGAGUUGUCCUCAAUCCUUCAGAGGUGACGUUUGACCCCGAGACCAUCCACCCCAACCUGCUCUUGUCCGAGGACCUUAAAACAGUGUCUUUCAGUGUAGCAAAGCAGACCUAUCCAGCCAAUUCUCAGAGGUUUUCUAGUUUCUUCCAGGCUCUGAGCUCUCAGAACUUUUUUAGAGGAGAACAUCUAUGGAGCUUGAAGGCCGAGGGUUGUCCCUGGGUUUUAGCUUUGUGUUAUGGUGGGCUUCCCCGCUCUGGUUCUGGUAGUGGACUGGAGAGCAGUGCUGGUUCUUGGUGCCUCAUGUACUGUGAUAACCUGCUGAGGGCUUAUGAAAAUGGAAAGGACACGCCACUUAGACGUACACUGUCUCUGAAGAAAGUGGAGAUACACCUCAGCUUUGGUCGCGGUACAUUAGCCUUUUAUAGCAUUAGUGAUGUGAGUGGGGAAAAAACUCAUCUUAACACGUUUACAGUGAACUUUACACAGCCUGUGUAUCUGGCUGUUAGGAUGAUGUCUGGUCAUCCCAAAGCACAUAUAACAGUAAGCUAGUGAUUUCAUAUAAGACGUAGCUACACUUACAUCUUAAAAAUUGAAUUUUGUUUUGAGAGAACAAGGCUGUGAUGGACAAACUUGCAAAGGGUUGUUUCAUUAUUCAUGUUUCAGAGAUGGUUCUCCCCCCCCAAAAAGAUGUUCCUAAUGUUCACCUUUUAUGCCUUGCUGGUUUCAAUAUUAGCCACAUUUCAACCUUAAUAAAUAUCACAUUGUUCUUGCAAUAUUUAAAUUUAUGAAAAUAAACACUUUCAUUAAUCAUAAGGUAGGUAUAUACAGCGUUGAAACAUGAAGAAGGUGAUAUUUGCACUUUGCAUUUCAAGUAAUGCUGAUGCUAAUGCUUUUCUACUAUAUUCUCUGUUUCUAAAUCAAAAUAAAAGUACC